Molecule: messenger RNA, 1034 nt
Organism: Fopius arisanus
Lineage: Eukaryota; Metazoa; Arthropoda; Insecta; Hymenoptera; Braconidae
Gene: Nubpl
Product: NUBP iron-sulfur cluster assembly factor, mitochondrial
Exons: 3
Coding region: 106-1017 (303 amino acids)
Biological process (GO): iron-sulfur cluster assembly; mitochondrial respiratory chain complex I assembly
Cellular component (GO): mitochondrion
Molecular function (GO): ATP-dependent FeS chaperone activity; ATP binding; 4 iron, 4 sulfur cluster binding
Source: RefSeq, a predicted model, not a curated record
AAUGCCACCAAUGAAUGUUAUUUUCUGCGUUUCGAAAUUGAUAUUCACUGAAAUUGAAAAAUUGUAUGAAGUCACUUUAAUUUUUCACUUAGAAAAUAGAAUACGAUGAUAGCGUUCCCCAAAUUGUUGAGGCAUUCCCAAAAAAUUUACAGGGAAAUAAUAGUGUGUGAGUUAUCAUCGAAACCGAUGAGAACCGAAGAUGAGAGAAAGCGAGAAAUAAUGGGAAGAGGUCUUCCAAAGCAAAAACCGAUCGAAGGAGUAAAACAAAUCCUGAUUGUUGCCUCAGGAAAAGGAGGAGUGGGAAAAUCCACAACAAGCGUAAACCUAGCAACAGCCUUGAAAGUCGUGGAUCCAGGAAAACAGGUGGGACUCCUGGAUGCCGAUGUAUUUGGCCCCACGAUUCCCCUCAUGAUGAAUCUUCAUCAGGAGCCCCUUCUGAAUGACCAGAGGCUGAUGGAGCCCCUCGUUAAUUACGGAGUCAAGUGCAUGUCCAUGGGUUUCCUGGUGAACGAGAAAUCCCCAGUGAUCUGGCGAGGGCUGAUGGUGAUGAGUGCCUUAGACAAACUUCUUCGUCAAGUCGCCUGGGGGCCUCUGGACUAUUUAAUCGUUGACACUCCCCCAGGAACAGGAGACACUCUCCUAUCAUUAAUCCAGAAUAUUCCAGUGAGUGGAGUUCUGAUCGUCACAACUCCUCAGAAAGCCUCAUCAGACGUCGCCAGACGAGGGGCUAAAAUGUUCCAAAAGCUCAAUGUACCUAUUGUUGGUCUCGUUGAGAACAUGAGUACUAUUUCCUGUCCACAAUGUCAUCAUGACGUUCCCUUGUUUGGAGAGGGGACUGAAGCAUUAGCUCUAGAAUUAGGGAUAAAUCUUCUUCAAAAAUUCCCGCUGCACGAAUCAAUAACGAAAAGUGGAGACGCUGGAAAGCCGCUAGUACUAUCGCAAUCGAAUUCUCCCCAAUCAAAAUUAUAUAAAUCUCUUGCCCAAGAUGUCAUUGAUUUUUUGCACAAUCAACGAUAAAACAGAAUAUAAUUUAA